Molecule: messenger RNA, 3770 nt
Organism: Manihot esculenta (cassava)
Lineage: Eukaryota; Viridiplantae; Streptophyta; Magnoliopsida; Malpighiales; Euphorbiaceae
Product: protein PHOX1
Exons: 2
Coding region: 793-3006 (737 amino acids)
Molecular function (GO): protein binding
Source: RefSeq, a predicted model, not a curated record
AGCGAGACAUUGGAUUAUCAGCUUUUUUUGUGGCGUUUACGUGAAGAUGUGAAAAUCGAAAAUCUCGAACAUAAGAAAAGUACAAGCUUUGGUCGGUUUUAUUCCGUUUCCCAUUUUUCUUUCCAAGCUUUCUCGCCGCAGAAUCUCUCAUAAGCUCCAAACUUCAUUUCCCAGAUAAGUUUCCUUGCCAAAGAGAAAUCUUGCUCGUUUUUCUUCUGUUCAAGUUCUAAUCUGAACUUGCUAGGUGGUGUUUGUUGUUUUUUGAACUGGGAUUUGUUUUUUCUUUGGAUAAGAAGUAAGAAAUCCUGAUUUGGAGUGGUUGAACAACUACUUUUCGCUUCUGUUAUUUGAUUCUUUGGUUUUCUUUCUUCUUCUUCUUCUUCUUCUUCUCCUUGUUCUUCGUUUAAUGUGUAUAUAAAUUCUUGGCGCGUUUGAGAGAGAAGCCAGUUGAGAUUUCGAUGGCGAAACAUUGGUUUUGAACUUCUUUUGUGGAAAUUGGUGCUCGAUUGGAGGUUACAUGUGAAUCUGGUUGUGGGUUCUGUUCUAUAAGCAUAUAUGCUUUGGAGAAUACUGAGAAACUAAUGUUUUGAAGUUAUUUAAUCAAUUCUCACCCUGUUGAAGUGUUUAUGCAAUAGCAGUUGUUGGGAUACAGUUGUUUAACUCUUGGUCUUUGUCAUUGAUCGCCAAUUUCUGGACUUUAUAUUAGUUCAGAUUUUGAGGUUUUAGUUGGAGAAAAUACAUUUAGUUAGUUUAGUAUUUUAUUGCAGCUGUUGAGCUUGUGAAUUUUGUGUCAUGAUGGGGAAGCAAAAUGACAAGAACAAGAAGCGGGCAGCUGGGCAGGGAGUUGACAGCAAUGGGAAGCAAAAUAGCCGUAAAGCUUAUGACAAGGACACUGCAGUUUUUAUUUCCAUGUCUCAAGAAUUGAAGGAAGAAGGCAACAGGCUGUUUCAAAAGAGGGACCAUGAAGGAGCUAUGAUGAAGUACGAGAAAGCCAUCAAAUUGCUGCCCAGGAAUCACAUAGAUGUGUCUCAUCUUAGGAGCAACAUGGCUGCAUGUUAUAUGCAGAUGGGUGUCAAUGAAUACCCUAGGGCAAUACAUGAGUGUGAUCUGGCACUGCAAGUCACACCUAAGUACAGUAAAGCACUAUUAAAGAGGGCAAGGUGUUACGAAGCUUUGAAUAGGCUGGAUUUGGCUUUGAAUGAUGUUUCGACGGUUUUGAAAAUGGAGCCGAAUAAUAUCAUGGCAACCGAGGUUGCAGAAAGGGUGAACAUCGCGCUUGAGCGUAGAGGACUAAGGGUGAAUGGUACAGUCAUUGAACUGCCUGCAGAAUAUGUUGAACCUCCUAGCACUUCAUCUGUGCCAACGGCAUUGAAAGAGAAGAAGCCGAAGAAGAAAAAUAGAAAGGUUGAGGAGAAGAAGGCUAAGGAUGAGAGUGAGGCGAAAAAGGCUGAGAAGGCGGCUAAGGAUGAAAUUAAGGAGAAGGCUAAGGAUGAAAGUGAGGCGAAAAUGGGUGAGAAGGCGGCUAAGGAUGAAAUUGAGGAGAAGAUGGUAGAUAAGAAGAUUGAGGAGAAAGAGACUGAGGAUAAGGUGGUAGUAGAGCAGCAAAGUAGCGGUGCAAAGGAAGAAUCCAAGAAGACUGUGAAAUUGGUAUUUGGUCAGGACAUAAGAUGCACUCAGGUGCCUCUUAAUUGCAGCCUCCUGCAACUCAGAGAAGUCAUAUCUGAUCGGUUUUCGGGCAUAGGAGCAUUUCUCAUCAAAUACAGGGAUCAAGAAGGGGAUUUGGUAACAAUAACCACUGAUGAAGAACUGAGAUGGGCUGAAGCAUCAGCUGAAUCCAAGGCCUCUAUCAAGCUGUAUUUAGUGAAAGUCAAUCCUCAGCAGGAUCCAUUCUAUUGGAAACUUAACAAUGAGAAGUUACACAAAAUCGAUUUGCAACAAAAAUUGGUGAAUGGGAACAUGGACAAAGGCGAAGAAGCAGAAAAUGGAUCUUGUCAUAUUGAUGAAUGGAUAGUAGAGUUUGCUACGCUAUUUAAAGACCAUGUUGGGUUUGAUUCUGAUGCAUAUCUCAGUCUUCAUGAACUUGGUGUUAAAGUAUAUUCUGAGGCUAUGGAAGAGGCAAUUACAAGUGAAGAAGCACAAGACCUUUUUAACACAGCAGCAGGGACGUUCCAAGAGAUGGCAGCUUUGGCAUUGUUCAACUGGGGAAAUGUUCAUAUGUCUAGAGCAAGGAAGAAGGUUUACUUCACGGAAGAUGCUUCAAAAGAAUCCAUUCUCGAACGGAUAAAAAGUGCAUACGAUUGGGCACAGAAGGAAUAUGUUGAAGCAGGACAGAAGUAUGAAGCAGCAUUGAGAAUCAAACCAGAUUUCUAUGAGGCUCUUCUGGCUCUAGGGCAUCAGCAGUUUGAGCAGGCAAAACUUGCUUGGUAUUACACUGUUGGCAACAAUGUUGAAUUAGAACCAUGGCUUCCAGAAGAGAUUGUGCAACUCUAUAACAGUGCUGAAAACAACAUGGAAAAAGGCAUGCAGAUGUGGGAAGAACAGGAAGCACAACGCCGAAAUCAACAGUCUAUUUCACUUAAGAUUGAAUCUCAUUCAGAGAAAACAGGUUUGGAUGGGCUAUUCAAAGAUAUAUCAGCAGUAGCUGCUGCUGAGCAGGCGAAGACCAUGAGGUCUCAGAUUAAUCUCCUAUGGGGAACAAUACUCUAUGAGAGAUCAAUUAUGGAAUUCAAAUUAGGGCUACCAGUCUGGCAAGAUUGUUUGGAAAUUGCAGUUGAGAAGUUUGAGCUUGCUGGUGCAUCACCAACAGAUAUAGCUGUUAUGAUAAAGAACCAUAUUUCAAAUAAUAGUGCAUUAGAAGGUCUAGGAUUUAGAAUUGAUGAAAUAGUACAGGCGUGGAAUGAAAUGUAUGAGGCGAAAAAAUGGCACAGUAGAGUUCCUUCCCUCCGGUUAGAACCUAUACUUCGGCGACGAGUUCCCAAACUUUAUCAUGCUCUGGAGCUUGCAUGAGGAGCACGCUUGGAAAAUCUUAUAUCAUGUCUUCAUCUAGAAUGGGUGAACUCUUGCAUGCUAAGGUAUGUAUAUGAAAUGAAUACUCUCUCACUUUAUAAGUGUCAUUUCUUUUAAUCAAGUUCAUUUGCAGAUGAUAGACAAACAUGUACGAGAUUCAUCCAUCCUUUGCUAUGAUUUUAAAGUUCAGAUUAAUAUGUCAUUUUGCUGCUUCUAAGAACAAGAAGCUAGCUUUUUUAGCAGCUGUUCUCUUGCAAUAAAAUGUCUAGCAAUCAGCAAAUUUCAGGUGACCCAAGGAUUUCUGCAGGUGUUUUCCUCUGUGUUAACUCUUGAUUAUAUAUUCUGCAGGUUUCUUGCAAUGUACCUUUGACAUUCAGUCUCAGCCAUGUUACUUCAGACACAGAAGCAGUUUGUUCUGGAAUUACUUUGUGAAAAAUGUUGUUAGAAAAUAGGUUCUUCUUUUGCUUAUACAUGAUGGGGACACGCAGCAGCAGAGAUUUCCUUUUUGUUGAUUUCUGCCUUCACAUAUGAUCGUCUCCCCAGUGUUUAGUCUAGUAAAAAAGGUCAAGGUUAUUUGUAUUUGUCAUUCAUUUGUCAAGUAGUUUCAAUAAUAUAUAGUUUGUCAAGAAUUUAACUGCAACCUUUGUACUGAUUCUAGUUGUGUUUAGUCUGUUUUAGGAAAGAACAGUAUGACUGGUUUCACUUUACUAGAUUAAAUGAACUGUCAGUUGCUGAUGUGCUUUUAACUUCCAAUGUUUAUACUC